AUCAUUGUCGUUGGACCAGAAUAAGAUAAUAUAUAUAUACUACAAAUUUAAGUGCCAAAGGUUUCCGAAAAUAUGUUUCUACUGCGAAUUGGUUUGCUCUUGGCCUCGCUGUUCCUUACGGCAGCGUAUCCCUUGGAAGGCCAGGCGAAACCCGCGCAGCAUGCGGCUCUUGAUCCGGCCGACUAUCCCGACCUGACGCAUGGACUGAGCGAUGCCGAAGUGGAGUCCACACUGAACGGCCUGUCGCUAGACGAUUUGAAUGCACUGAAUAAACUGUUGGAUGAUGCCGGCAAUGGACCAUUCGAUUUGGAGGCAAGCCUUAGGGGACACCAUAGACAGGCAAAGAAACAGCACUACGACGACAUGGAUGCCGUCGAUGAGGACCUGGAGGUUGCUCUGAAAUCGAACAAGCAAUCGCUGGACGACAGCUGCCACGACGAGGACGAUUCGGACAAGGAGAAGGACCAGUGCACUGAACGGCCCAAGUGCAGCAAGCGACCCACCACACGACGCUGCACCUCAACCACCAGAAGAUGCGCCACCACGGCAUGCAAGUCCCUGGACGGCUUCCUGGACAUACAUGUGGAUGGUGCCAAAUUCGAGAGCGGCUCCAAGAAGAACUGCAAGGACAUCGAGGAGUGCGAUCCGGAGGACCAGAUGUGCCUGCAGCGCAACCAUCAGCGAGCCAAGCAAAGGUCGAACAUACAGGAUUUCUCCGAUCUGGCCACGGACCAGGAGCCCAGCAGCAUGGACAGUCUGGAACGAUUGGCUGCCCAGGCGCACCGCGACGAAUCACUCAAGCUGCACAAGCAACUAGACGGUUGGAAUGGCAAGGAUGACACACUGCCGGAUGUGUUUAACAUGGACUAUGGCAAACUGUCCAAUGCGAAUGCAGCCGGGAAUAUGCAUGACUUUAAGGAGCUGCCCAAGCUGGUGGCCGAGGACGAGGGCCAGCCGCAGCAAAGCGAGGAGGAGUCCAAGCAGGCGGAACUCCAAAUGCCCUACGAGCGUCAUCAGCUCGCGCGGACCGCACACGAUCAGCAGCAGGCGCAGCAGCAGGAGGACAAGGAGGAGGAUGAACUGGAUGGCUCGGCGCUCGAUGAGAAUGCGGCACCAGCUGCCGUCGAGGAGCGUGGAGUCGGCGACGAGGUCGAAGCCGCCGAGCCAUUGCCGCUGGCUAACGACAUGGCAGCCAACGAUGGCGACAGUUUCAUUGCGCAAAAUGCGCGUGAGCCCUUGCGCUAUCUUAUCCAAACCGAGAACGGGGUCAUCAAGAGCGAGAAUGGGCCCGGCGAGCAGCAGCUGCAAACGGACAAACGACACAGCGAAAUGCUCAACUAUGACGCGUAUCAGCUCUCCAAUCCCGGCCAGACUCGGCUGGAGUCCAAACGCUACAAGCGCGACAGCCGGAAAACCGACGACGCACCCGAGAACACGAACGAAAGCUACCUGAAGAAGCUGAUGGACUCGUUCCCACGUGACCAGGGUGGCCAGAGCAAUCUCAACAUGGCCAUCAGGCAGGCGAAACGCACGCAUUUUCGCGUCAAACGAAGUUAAGUUUUCACAAUUCCAUUUGUUCAAUUGACUUAGGUGUAUAUUAUAUAUAUAAAUAUAAUUGUAUAUAUU
Molecule: messenger RNA, 1626 nt
Organism: Drosophila novamexicana
Lineage: Eukaryota; Metazoa; Arthropoda; Insecta; Diptera; Drosophilidae
Exons: 5
Coding region: 73-1557 (494 amino acids)
Source: RefSeq, a predicted model, not a curated record